CGAUGUGUCCAAUCAGGAUGUAUUUAAAAACUCUGCCUGACUAGCCCUCAAACACUUUUGACUGAAUGCUUCAUAAAUGCCUGUUCCAACUUGGUAUUUUUCAUUUGCUGUUGACUCUCUAAUGUUGAUUAGAUUAAUGCUGAUAAAUAAUUAUUAGGUUGUUGACACUUUUCAAGAUGCCCCAUAGUAUCUCCAGCUCUCACUUUCGUGAGGUUCCUUAUGAUAUUUCCUUCUCUGGGUCUGGAUUCCUGGCUACCUAUCAGCUCGGGGUUGUUCUGUGCUUCCUGAAGUAUACACCCUGGAUCCUGCAAUCGGCUCCCCACAUCCUUGGUGCAUCUGCCGGAUCUGUGGUAGCAGCUGCAGUUGUCUGUGAAAUCAACCCAGCUGUCAUUCGGGAUGAGAUCAUCCUUUUUGUCAAACAAGUGAUGGCUGCCCCACUUGGACCACUGACCCCUUCCGUCAAUGUUUUCAAGUGGUUGGAAAGUGUUUUGCACAAGCACCUUCCUUCGGAUGCACACCAUUUUGCAAAUGGUCGCCUUGGUGUUGCUGUGACACGACUGUCAGAUGGGAAGCACCUAAUCAUGUCAGAAUUUCAGUCCAAAGAAGAUGUAGUGAAAGCUCUCCUCUGUAGCUGUUUUGUCCCUGGAUAUUGUGGCUUUCUGCCUCCAGCCUUCAAAGGAGUGCACUAUCUUGAUGGUGGCUUGAGUGGAUUCCAGCCCUUUUUCUCUGAGCCAUCCAGCCACACACUAACUGUAUGCCCAUUCUCUGGAGAAGCUGAUAUAUGUCCAGCUGAUCCUCCUUCUAUGAUGGACCUGGUAGCUCCUGGAACUUUUCUAAAGUUCAACAUGGCUAACACCUUCAGAAUCAUCAAUGGUCUUUACCCUGUGACUUUAGAGGCUGCAGAGCAAGCCUUCAAUUUUGGCUACAAAGAUGCCAUCAACUUCCUUCAGCGCAAUGAUGUUGCUCUUGCUAAGAUAGGGCAUAGUGUAUCCCACGGGUCCUCAAAUGGUAACUCCACCAAUCCAAAGACAUCCAAAGUAGAGGAGCAGAAGAUGAAAGGAGGGGAACAAACCGACCUGAAAACAUUUUUUAAAGAACACAGAUGCAUGCAAAUGUUCAGCUCCACCGUGCAAGAACCCAGUGAAGAUCCUCUUCACCAUUUUUACUUAAUGAAGAAUGUUCUGAUGGGGAAUGUGACAACUUACCUGAGUAUGUUUGGGUUACCAGUGAGGAUCUUCUCUCAUCUGCUUCUACCUCUCGUGGUGUCAUUCUAUGCUGUGCUCCAAAGGAGACAAGGACUGAAGAUGCUGCUUAAAGACAUCCCUGAGUUUCUUGUUUGGAAUUGGUAUUUCAUAGGGCAUUGUGGGCUUUUCUUCCUGAACAUUUUCAUCUGUAGCCUCAAGAAACUAAUAAAAGACCGGUUAACACGGAUCAUCUUGCUGCUGCAAUGGCUAAGGGUUUACACAUAGCACAAAGACAUGUGAGAGGAGCAGGAUUUAUUACUUUCUGAUGUACUUUUUGAUUUCAAAAGAAAUCAGCCGCAGGAGCAUUUGAAAAAUGAUGAGUCUCUUUAUCUCAGGUUCAUGGAACCACAGAAAAACAGUGUAUGCUUGUGCAAUUAGCAGAAAUGUAAUGAUAUAUAUUCUUUUGGGUAGGAUGUUAGAGCUGUUUAGGUUUAACAAUAUAACCAAUUAUUUCCAAUUAGGUUUUAAAGAAAAAAAAUAACAAUAAUAUAUAUAUAUAUAGUACUCUACUUCUGUUUCGUUUAAAUCCAUCAUUUACUAAAAUUAAAGCCAGAAUGACUUACAAUAUGAUGUACUGAUGUAUUUUUCAGGUGUAAAGCCUGAGAGCCUUUAAACCUGAAAACAACAUUUAAGUUGUUUUAGAUUAGUUGAUUGAAUUUAGCUAUUAAAAAUAAAUCAGUAAAACUCAUCAGUCUCCUAAUUUUCCUGUUUUCAUAUUUUUUGAGCAGCAUUUAGGAUUAAAAAAGUACAGCGAGCUUAAAUUGUAGUUUAAUGAGUAAAGAUGUACGAUUUAUUGGCAUUAACAUUAGUAUCAGCCGAUGUCAGCUGUCUUUUUUUUUUUCCAUAUCUAUAUUGGUCUUUUUUGUUUGCGAACACUGUGGAGACUGUGAGCUUGAUUCAGUAAAAUUACAGUGUCUGUAUAAAGUGCACUACUAUCCCAGGUUUAUUGACGUAAAAAAAUUACACCAUGAUGACCAAUUUAAAAACUUUGUUGGCAUAUGUGACAUUUACCUAAUUCAGCUUGACUACAAACAUAGAUUUGUAAAAGAAAAAAUUUAAACCAUGUUGCACUAGUGUGAACACUCCUAAACAAUUACAAGGUUGAGGCUUUAUUGACUUUUGGUGGUACAUCAGCUAGAAUUUCUCUUCAUCCUCAGCUUUCUGACACACAACUGCAGGAUUUUAGUCUAAACCUGCUGGUAUAUUAAAUAGUAAAUAGUAAAUAAAUGGCUUGUCCUUGCAUUGAGCUUUAUGAAGUCCAGAGGACCCCAAAGUGCUUCACACUACAUUUAGUCUGUCUGUUGCUUUUGCACAAUGAGAUUAUUUUUUAUCCCUUUUCAUUGCUCUACAAAAUAUGUAUUAUUACAUUGUUUAUACUUUUACCUAACAGAUUAGCUUGUUUAUCAGUUGCAUUAUGCUAAGCUAAUAUUGGUAAGAUUCUAAGAAAUUUGGGGCUAUAGUCAUGUGUCAGAAGCAGACAGUAAUUGAACACAUUUAUAACCGUUACAGUAAUUGAAAAUAUUAAGCACUCUGAUCCACUAAAACCACAUUUAUUACAAAGUAUAAAAUGCUGACAUUUAUGAAUGUCAGGCUACUGUCACAGACUCUUAUUCUCACAGGGAAAUACAGAGUUACAGUCUGAUUUUCUUGUUUGUUUCUGUUUUGUCUGUUUUAUUGUGUCCUUUGGUGUUUUUCACAUUUAGAGAGAAGGUGUGGAGAAAAAAUGCCUUAGGUCUGUGAUAACAGUUACCAGGAACGGGUAUGCCUUGUUAAACACUUCUUUUGAAUUCAGUGUGUUGUUCACAUUUUUAUUGCUUGUCCAGUCAGUUUCUCUAAAUUUUCAAUACAUUUUUUUUUUCUAAUUUUUGAUUAGUGCUGCUAAGUUUUUCAAUAAAUGUGUUUGGAUUCUUACUUUUUUUUUUUUCUUUUAAAAUACACUGACAUGUUGCUUGAAUAGAUAAGACAAUAGCAGUAGUCAAAGUUAAGUCACUUAAACAGUAUUAGUUCCAAUAAACUAAUACGUACAUUUCAUGGCUAGUCGAGAAGUUGAAUGUUAUACUGUUUUAUUCAUUACAAAUCCAGUUCUGAUGGAUGUACGGGAAUAUUUUCUGUUUGAAACGUCCAGUUGAAUCCAAGUUUACACUCGCUGACUGAAACUGGCACUUUGAAAUCAAGGCAAAUUUGUUAGUUCAUCCCAAGAACCUAGUUUCUGAUGACAGCAUCAUCCAGUGAUACACACUUUGUACAAGUUUGGACCAAGUUUGUUGAAUAAUGAAUAGCGAGAACUGCCUAUAAGUCAUUUAACUUUAACCUGAAAUUAACAACGUAAUAGUC
Molecule: messenger RNA, 3578 nt
Organism: Xiphophorus couchianus (Monterrey platyfish)
Lineage: Eukaryota; Metazoa; Chordata; Actinopteri; Cyprinodontiformes; Poeciliidae
Gene: pnpla1
Product: patatin-like phospholipase domain containing 1
Exons: 9
Coding region: 177-1469 (430 amino acids)
Biological process (GO): triglyceride catabolic process; lipid homeostasis
Cellular component (GO): membrane; lipid droplet; cytoplasm
Molecular function (GO): triacylglycerol lipase activity
Source: RefSeq, a predicted model, not a curated record